GAGGAGGGAGGGAGGGAGAUAAGAGCAAUAAAAGUGCUCAUGUGACUGCAGCAGCUUUUAACGUGCGGCUGAUGGAGAAGCCACACACUCACACAGAGGACAGGUGGAGGUGUGGACAGGUAGGCCAGACAGACACGCGCUGAAGCUCACUUUACCUGUAGGUCAGGUGAGAGCAGGUGAGAGGGGGGAGAGAGAGGCAGGCUGGAUCCGCACUAUGCUGAGGGAGUCCCCUCGCCUGGAAAGAUGUACGUGAGCUACCUGCAGCUGGAUAAGGACCCCGCCAUGUACCCGCACCAGAACCCGGUCACCCGCCACCCGGGCCUCAGCCUCAGCCCGCAGAACUUCGCGGUCCCCGCCCCGCCGCAGUACUCAGACUUCGCCGGCUACCACCACCACCACCACGGCAUCAACAACGACCUGCACGCGGCUCAGCAGGCCGGGCCGGGUGCGGGCGGGUGGAGCCCGGCCUACCCGCCUCCCCCACCGCCCACACGGGACGACUGGUCGUCCCAUCACUACGUCGCUGCGGCCGCGGCAGCCGCAGCCGGCGGUGGCCCCGCGGCGUCCACCGUGCCGGGCCCCACGCUGGGAUUCAGCCCGCCCGAGUUCCCCGGGCAGCCACCCGCGCUGCUGCCCGCGUCUCUGAACGCGUCUGCGGGACAGCUGUCCCCCGGGUCCCCGCAGAGGAGGAACCCUUAUGAGUGGAUACGACGCAGCUCCGCACCGCCAAGCAACCCCAAUGGAAAGACGCGGACUAAAGACAAGUACCGGGUGGUUUACACCGACCACCAGCGGCUGGAGCUGGAGAAGGAGUUUCACUACAGCAAAUACAUCACCAUCAGGAGGAAGGCGGAGCUCGCCACGGCGCUCAGCCUGUCAGAGAGACAGGUGAAGAUCUGGUUCCAGAACCGCCGGGCCAAGGAGCGCAAAAUCAACAAGAAGAAGCUCCAGCAGCCGGCCUCCUCCACGACCACACCCACCCCUCCCACCGGCACCAACGGCAGCGGAGGAGGAGGAGGAGGGGUCGGAGGCCUCCAUGGAAAUGGCGGGAGCAGCGUCGCCAUGGUGACCAGCAGUAGCGGCAGUAACGGCCUGGUGUCUCCCUCCUCGUUGUCUCUGAACAUCAAAGAGGAGUACUGAAGAGGUCAUUUAAUUGGACGCUGAUGUCGGAGAGGUGGACUGAAAAUUCUCCCUGACAAACCAAGAAACUUUUUGCCUCACAUCCCUGACUCUUUCUGUCCGCCCUCUUGAAGCUAACGCUUGUUAAAAUAUUGAGAAAUAUAUCGAUGUGGCCAGCAGCGUCUGCUCCCGCCAGACUGUUUGCCGCUUGCUGGGAUGUCGUCAGCCUGCGACAGGAAGUUCAGCCUGUUUGGUCGCUUGUAUCGCAUCUCGAGCUCUCAGGUGAAAAUGUGCGUCCUACACGCACUGCUGACUCCAUCGCUGCAAACUCGUGUCGUUUGUCCACAGUGUCUUCACACUCACAGACCUUUAAAUCCCAGUGGAGAUCAGAAAGACGGCCACAUGAAGAGCAUGUUGAAUAUCUCCGCUUGAUGGCAGGCUGCAGCCAUCAAAGCAGGCCUUGGGUUUGAACUUUUCCCUCAGUGUCUCAUUUAGCCUCGCUGAAGAGCUUUAUGUAUACGUAAUACUACACAAUACUGUCAGACUGUGGAAAAUGUUUGAUUUUAACUCUAAAGCUACUUAAAGGAAGGACUUUGAAAAUAAAUCCAGUUUCCAGAUGUUUGGUUUUAGCUUGAUGAUAAUGCAUUUAGAGAAACAAAAUAUCCUGCUUCAUUAUGUUUUCUCUGCCUGUAAGGAGAAUAAAAUCCGGCGACAGAGUAGAAUCGCUGCACGCUCAUCUGUGUGAUCUGUGACUGAAGAACAUGGGAUCAAAUCCUGAGGACAAACCUGCAGCACUGAGGACCUGCUGCUUCUGCUUCCCAUC
Molecule: messenger RNA, 1942 nt
Organism: Scatophagus argus
Lineage: Eukaryota; Metazoa; Chordata; Actinopteri; Scatophagidae
Gene: cdx1b
Product: caudal type homeobox 1 b
Exons: 3
Coding region: 244-1140 (298 amino acids)
Biological process (GO): anterior/posterior axis specification; cell differentiation; embryo development
Cellular component (GO): nucleus
Molecular function (GO): RNA polymerase II transcription regulatory region sequence-specific DNA binding; DNA-binding transcription factor activity, RNA polymerase II-specific
Source: RefSeq, a predicted model, not a curated record